AUUGGCCACGCGCGGCGGGUGAGGCCCGCGUGACGGCGGCGGCGCGUGCGCGGGGCGGGGUGGCAGCCGGGCGCUCGGAGUCUCCGGGGGCUGCCUGCGGUGCCGCGCCGCCGCUGCGUGGCCAUGAUCCGGAACGGGCGCGGGGCGGCGGGCGGCGCGGAGCGGCCGGGCCCGGGGGAUAGGCGCCCCGUGAGGGUGUGGUGCGACGGCUGCUAUGACAUGGUGCAUUACGGCCACUCAAACCAGCUGCGCCAGGCACGGGCCAUGGGCGACUACCUUAUUGUGGGUGUGCACACUGAUGAGGAGAUCUCCAAGCACAAGGGGCCCCCAGUGUUCACCCAGGAGGAGAGGUACAAGAUGGUGCAGGCCAUCAAGUGGGUGGACGAGGUGGUGCCUGCAGCUCCCUACGUCACCACGCUGGAGACGCUGGACAAGUACAACUGCGACUUCUGUGUUCACGGCAAUGACAUCACUCUAACUGUAGAUGGCCGGGACACCUACGAGGAGGUGAAGCAGGCUGGGAGGUACAGGGAAUGCAAGCGCACACAGGGAGUGUCCACCACAGACCUUGUGGGCCGCAUGCUGCUGGUGACCAAGGCCCAUCACAGCAGCCAGGAGAUGUCCUCUGAGUACCGGGAGUACGCGGACAGUUUCGGCAAGCCCCCUCACCCGACAUCUGCCGGGAACACACUUUCCUCAGAAGGCUUCUCCCAGUGCCCUGGGGGGCGGAACCCUUGGACGGGGGUGUCCCAGUUUCUGCAGACAUCGCAGAAGAUCAUCCAGUUUGCUUCUGGGAAGGAGCCGCAGCCAGGGGAGACAGUCAUCUAUGUGGCUGGCGCCUUCGACUUGUUCCACAUCGGGCACGUGGACUUCCUGGAGAAGGUGCACAGGCUGGCAGACAGGCCCUACGUCAUCGCGGGCUUGCACUUCGAUCAGGAGGUGAAUCACUACAAGGGGAAGAACUACCCCAUCAUGAACCUGCACGAGCGCACCCUGAGCGUGCUGGCCUGCCGGUAUGUGUCGGAAGUGGUGAUCGGGGCCCCAUACGCAGUCACAUCAGAGCUCCUGAGCCACUUCAAGGUGGACCUGGUAUGUCACGGGAAGACAGAGAUCGUGCCUGACAGGGAUGGCUCUGACCCGUACCAGGAGCCCAAGAGAAGAGGCAUCUUCUGUCAGAUUGACAGCGGCAGUGACCUUACCACGGACCUCAUUGUCCAGAGGAUUAUCAAGAACAGGUUAGAGUAUGAGGCACGAAACCAGAAGAAAGAAGCCAAGGAGCUGGCCUUCCUGGAGGCCAUGAGACAGCAGGAGGUGCAGCCCUCAGCGGAGAACGAUGGCAGCUUUUGACCUGGGGCUCAGUCGUGGAGAGCCCGCAGCCGGCCCGCCCUGCCUGCCCUGCUUCUGUGCAUUGGGGUUUGGCGCUCACGGUUCUUAAGGAAGCUGCAGUGCCACCUCUCUAAUUGUCCUGGCUAGGGGGACACUGGGGUUGGCAGGGACUCGGCCUCCCACCUGCCUGCAAGGUGCCUGUUUCGCUGCAGGUGCUCAGCCCUUACCGCUAAGCUGCUCAGAGAGGGCAUCUGGCAGAGGGGAGCAGCCCAGCACACAGGACGGGCAGCGGCGGCCUGCACGUCUGUUUGCUUGCGUUCUCCAUUCUACCGCCUGCCCACCCAGCUUUGGCGGGAGGUCCAGUGCAGAGGGCUUCAGGGAGUAGUGACCCAGGGGCGCCCCCUUCUCAGGGUGCAGCCCAUGCCACCUCCCAAGUGGGUGCCCUCUGCCCCGUGGCUUGUCCCAGCGCUAGAAGCCCUACUCCCUGGCCAGCUCUGCUGCUCUCCACACGGGCUGCUCAGUCCUGCACCUCACUGGCCGCUGUCAACCUCUUCGGUACAACCUAAUAAAGCCCGGUGGGCAGUGCUGUGUCAGGCCCCGCCCUGCUGGGAAGGAUCAGGGACCCCCGUGCAUCCCUG
Molecule: messenger RNA, 1964 nt
Organism: Propithecus coquereli (Coquerel's sifaka)
Lineage: Eukaryota; Metazoa; Chordata; Mammalia; Primates; Indriidae
Gene: PCYT2
Product: phosphate cytidylyltransferase 2, ethanolamine
Exons: 14
Coding region: 124-1347 (407 amino acids)
Biological process (GO): phosphatidylethanolamine biosynthetic process
Cellular component (GO): cytoplasm
Molecular function (GO): ethanolamine-phosphate cytidylyltransferase activity
Source: RefSeq, a predicted model, not a curated record